AUGUCUUCGGCACAGGCUGUUUUCAGGGCUUUCAAGCUCCAGGGACUAGGCCUUCGAGCUGAUGCUGCGAGAGCCAUCGUACGAGUUGUGGAACGGGAGGAAGGUGCCGAUGAAGCGGUUCAGGCCAUCAUCCGAUCAGUCAAGGCCCGCAUCGAGCGGAACGAGCUGUCCAGCAACGUGGUGGACGUGGACACCGUGUCCGCCGUCGUGGCCGACCUCACCAGCAGAGAGCAAGACCUGGCGGACAGCAGCACCCAGAUGCAGAACGCCUUCGUCCGGCCCCGCCUCUACUUCGACCCCGUGCGCAACACGCUCCUACUGGAGGAUGCCGGGACAAGAAAACGCAGCAUGCACGGGCCAGCAGAGAGCAAGGCGCGCAUGUACCGAGAGCGUUUCUUGAUGGUCCGACAGAGGGUGCAACGUCACGACCUUUUCCGGCCUCCCAUCAUAGAGUCUUCUCGGCGAGAGUACAUCAAGCUCUCCCCGCUAGACUCUCUAGUGGGCAGUGCGGACCUCCGCUGGCUGCUUGGCAUGCUCACGCAACCGGAGGAAGGGAAGUAUUUCCUGGAGGACGAGGUCACGAGGCUACCGCUCGACCUCUCCAACGCGCACAAGACGGAGGGUCUCUUCACCGAGCACUGCGUCGUCAUCGUCGAGGGGAAGAUGACCGCAGGGGUGUUUCAGGUGGCAAUGGUGGGAUUCCCACCCAUUGAGGCAAGGGAAGACUCGUUAAGAGCGCUGGGCCGUGCAGAUCUCUUUGGGACAGGGGUCAACCCCCAGCAGAUGGAGCGCAUGCGGCAACUCGAGCUCAAGGCUACGGAUGCCAUGUUCGUGAUCGUCUCAGACGUAAACCUUGAUAAACCACAGGUGAUGGAAAAGCUGGAGGCGUUGUUCGACGGGUUCCAGUACGCCCAGCCCCCCCCGCAUUUCGUGCUCAUGGGCAACUUCUGCUCCUCGCCCAUUACCCACGCGGCAGACAGCGUAGCGCAGGCCGUGGCAAGGUUCGACUCGCUCUGCAAGCUCAUCCUCAAGUUUCCCGACCUUGCUUCGUCGGCCAAGUUCGUCUUCGUCCCGGGCCCGCAAGACCCGGGGGCAGGGGACACUUUGCCAAGACCCCCGCUCCCCGCCUACUUCACCCAGUCUCUUCGGGAGAACCUGAAGCACGCCUCCUUCGCCACAAACCCCUGCCGGCUAAGGUUUUUCACCCAGGAGAUGGUGUUCUUCCGGGAUGACAUCCUCAAGAAGAUGCAGCGGCACGCCUUGUUCCCUCCCUCAGAUCCCGACAUGGACGUCACCGAGCAUUGCACCAAGACGCUACUUCACCAAGGGCACCUAUGUCCGCUCCCGCUCUCGGCGAGGCCGAUCCACUGGGAGCUGGACGACGCCCUGUCUCUUUACCCGCUCCCGCACGUGGCCGUGCUUGCGGACAGGACCGAGCAGUACCGAUGGUUGCUCAACGACUGCUGCUCGCUCAACCCAGGCUCCUUCCCCAGCGACUCCUCCUUUGUGGUGUACCGGCCCGCGACGCGGACCGUCGAGUUCAGCCACGUGGACUGACCUACCAUGCCACGACCAUUCAUUCACCAUGACCAUGACCAUCGGCUGGUUUUACGGGGUGACGACGGCGGCGGCGGCCAUGUGUGACUCGAAUUCUCUUGCGUCGUGUGCUUGCUGUUGUUGUUUCAGGACUUGAACAGAUGCAUACAAUAUAUGUUGCCGACGCUCACCGCGUUGCCUCUCUCGUGAAAUGGGGGGCGUCCGUCUCCCCAUGGUGUAUCGACAAGCUUGCCGAGUCGUUGGUGUCAUUGUCUUCGCACUGAAAAGAAAAGUGCUGUUGUCGUUGUUGUCUUCGCAUUUUAAGAAUAAUCCGCUCUGGUCUCUGCUCAGCACCUUCUAACAUCGGUACCGCUCCACAGAUGACGCGGACGGUGUGGUCACCGGGCAACUACAGCAGCUAGCUCCCAAAAAAGUUACACACCAAAGCACACAAUGCUCCUUGAAUAUUUGAAGCG
This is a messenger RNA of Ectocarpus siliculosus, 2012 nucleotides long. The record is from the annotation of a GenBank genome assembly. NCBI's taxonomy places the organism in Eukaryota, Phaeophyceae, Ectocarpales, Ectocarpaceae.